CUCAGGACUCUGUUGCGGUGCAGCUCGGAAGGAAUCUGAAGUCCAAACCUAGAUUAGAACGAUCUGAUUAUUUGAUUAUCAUAUUGCACUUCUUAAAGCCAUGGAUGACUCGGGCAUAAUACGACGCCGGAGGCUGCAGAAGGAUUUGCCACUGCCUCGCAAAAGCAGCAGUUGUCGAACAAGCAACAGAAAAAGCCUCAUCUUGACCACCACCUCCCCCACUCUGCCUCGCCCACACUCCCCUCUCCCCGGACACCUCGGAAGCAGUCCACUGGACAGCCCGCGAAACUUCUCUCCAAGCACCCCUGCGCACUUCUCCUUCGCCUCCUCCAGAAGGGCUGAUGGACGACGUUGGUCUUUAGCUUCUUUGCCCUCAUCUGGUUAUGGCACCAAUACUCCUAGCUCAACAUCGUCCAGCUCCUCUCACGAGCGGCUGCACCAGCUGCCGUUCCAGCCCACCAUGGAUGAGCUCCACUUCUUAUCCAAGCAUUUUGGCAGCUCGGAGAGCAUCACAGAUGAUGAUGGCGGACGCUCUUCUCCGCACAUGCGACCACGCUCUCGCAGUCUCAGCCCAGGACGUUCCUCUUCCUGCUAUGAUAACGAGAUAGUCAUGAUGAACCACGUGUACAAAGAACGCUUUCCAAAGGCUACAGCGCAGAUGGAAGGGAAGCUUGCAGAGUUUAUCCACGUUUACGCUCCUGAAAAUGUUCUCCCAUUGGCCGACGGAGUCCUCAGCUUCAUCCACCACCAGAUCAUUGAGCUCUCUCGGGAUUGCCUCACCAAAUCCUGCGAGGGACUCAUCACAUCUGUCUACUUUUUCGAGCUGCAGGAAAACCUGGAGAAGCUCCUCAAUGAUGCCUUUGAACGUUCAGAGAGCUCCGAGGUGGCGUUUGUCACAGAGUUGGUGAAAAAGCUUCUCAUCAUCAUAUCCCGACCUGCCAGGCUCUUGGAGUGUCUGGAAUUCAACCCAGAGGAGUUCUACCAUCUGCUGGAAGCGGCGGAGGAUGUUGCCAAGGAGGGUCACCUGAUGAAAACUGACAUCCCUCGUUAUAUUGUCAGUCAGUUGGGACUCACCAGGGACCCGAUCGAAGAGAUGGUAAACCUUGAUAAUUAUGACAGCGAAGGACCUCUAACACCUGAAACAGACGACUCAACAGAGGGUAAGAUUAGAGCAAUGAAACCACCAGGUGAAGCAGACUUCCAGACCAUCAAGCUCAUUAGUCAUGGAGCAUAUGGUGCUGUGUAUCUGGUCCGACACCUGGAGACACGCCAGCGUUUUGCAAUGAAGAAAAUUAACAAGCAGAACCUGAUCCUAAGGAACCAGAUCCAACAGGCUUUCGUCGAAAGAGACAUCCUCACAUUUGCAGAGAACCCCUUUGUGGUCUCCAUGUUUUGUUCCUUUGAGACCCGACGGCACCUCUGCAUGGUCAUGGAGUACGUCGAAGGAGGAGACUGUGCAACUCUGCUGAAGAACAUCGGGGCCCUGCCGGUGGAAAUGGCUCGGAUGUACUUUGCCGAAACCGUCCUUGCGCUUGAAUACUUACACAACUAUGGUAUUGUCCACCGUGACCUCAAGCCUGACAACCUUCUCAUAACAUCAAUGGGUCACAUCAAGCUUACCGACUUUGGCCUGUCUAAAAUGGGUCUAAUGAGUCUGACCACCAACCUGUACGAAGGACACAUCGAAAAGGACACUCGGGAGUUUUUAGAUAAACAGGUGUGUGGAACUCCAGAGUAUAUCGCUCCUGAGGUCAUUCUUCGUCAAGGUUACGGAAAACCCGUGGACUGGUGGGCCAUGGGGAUCAUCUUGUAUGAGUUCUUAGUGGGGUGCGUGGCUUUUUUUGGAGACACUCCAGAGGAGCUGUUUGGACAAGUUAUAACAGAUGACAUCGUAUGGCCUGAAGGAGAUGAGGCACUUCCUGUUGAUGCCCAACAUCUCAUCUCCUCUCUAUUACAGACAAAUCCACUUGUUCGACUAGGAACAGGGGGCGCUUUUGAAGUGAAGCAGCACCCCUUCUUCACAGAGGUGAACUGGAACAGCUUGCUGAGACAAAAGGCCGAGUUCAUCCCUCACCUGGAGUCGGAGGAGGAUACCAGUUAUUUUGACACUCGGUCUGAGCGCUACCAUCACGUGCAUUCAUACGAUGAAGAUGAUACCAACGAUGAUGAGCCUGUGGAGUUACAUCGCUUUUCUUCAUGUUCGCCCCGCUUUAGUAAGGUGUACAGCAGUAUGGAACAUCUGUCCCAGUUGGAGCAUAAAACCCCAAGUGUAACUUUACGAGAGCACAAAGUUCCAAGAGAGGACCGAAUGGCUAAGAGAGAAAGCCUGGGUAGUUUUACGUUCAGGGACAAGAGCUGGAGGACUGGAUCACCUGAGAUGAAACGUUUGUCCUGCUCUGAGUCUUCCUUCAUUGAGAGCGAUUACAGUCCUCCAUCAGGAGCCCGAAGGCGCUUCUCUGCCCUCAUGGAUACCCACCGCUUGGCCUCACCUCUCGAGGUCGAUUCCGAACAAUCCCAAUCGAGGAGCCAGCCUCAAGUGAAGAUCAGGGGCACUUCUCUGGAAGGAGCCAUGGGUGCCAUCUCCUCGCAAAGUGAUCUGAAGACAUUCCUUAAAGAAAGUAAUGGGGUCACAGCUGGAGCCAGUGCUGCUGUUCUGGGGAUUCCAGAGCCCCAAGGAGCCAGGGGGGCCACCACGGAUUUGGUGCUGCGGCGAGUCCGGCACCAGCAGCUCUCAGCGGAAGGAGAAAAACCCAACUCGCGACCAGGAAAUAAAGUUAUCAAAUCUGCGUCUGCCACUGCUUUAUCCGUCAUCAUUCCUGCAGUGGAGCAACAUGGAGCGUCCCCCCUAGCGAGCCCAAUGUCUCCUCGCUCCCUCUCGUCCAACCCCUCCUCUCGGGACUCCUCGCCCAGUCGAGACUACUGUCCAGUGGUAAACGUCCUCCACUCCCCGAUCACCAUCCAUCGCUCCGGGAAGAAGUACGGCUUCACUCUCCGAGCAAUCCGAGUCUACAUAGGAGACAGUGAUGUCUACAGCGUCCACCAUAUGGUCUGGCAUGUGGAGGAUGGCGGUCCCGCCCAAGAAGCUGGACUUAGUGCUGGUGAUCUUAUCACUCACGUAAACGGAGAGUCAGUUCACGGUCUGGUCCAUACAGAGGUGGUGGAGCUCAUCCUGAAGAGUGGAAACAAGGUGACCGUUACGACCACGCCCUUUGAGAACACAUCUAUAAAAGUUGGACCUGCACGCAAGACCAGCUAUAAAUGCAAAAUGGCACGACGCAGCAAAAGGCCAGGAGCCAAAGAGGGGCAAGAUAAGAAGCGUAGCUCCUUGUUCAGAAAAAUCACCAAGCAAUCCAAUUUGCUCCACACGAGUCGGAGCCUCUCAUCUUUGAAUCGCUCGCUAUCAUCUGGAGACAGUCUACCCGGAUCUCCCACCCACAGCUUCUGUGCUCGCUCACCCACUCAGAGUUAUCGAUCCACUUUGGAAUCUCCACACAUGGGCACGACCUCCCAAAGCAGCUCCCCAGCAUCAAGCACCCCCAACUCCCCAGCCACAUCACACCACAUGAGGCCCAGCUCCCUUCACGGCUUAUCGCCCAAACUUCACCGCCAGUACCGCUCUGCUCGCUGCAAAUCGGCUGGCAACAUCCCCUUAUCGCCUUUAGCCCACACCCCCUCCCCUACCACAUCUUCUCCUCCGCCUCUCAGCGGCCACACGGUAGGCAGCUCCAACACCACGCAGAUAUUCCCCGUCAAGCUACACUCAUCGCCUCCCGUCGCGCGUCCUCGUCCCAAAAGCGCCGAGCCGCCCAGAUCCCCCCUUCUGCAGCGAGUGCAAUCAGCAGAGAAGCUUGGAGGACCUGUUCUGCCUUCCUCCUCCUCCUCCUCCUCGCCUUCCCCUCUGACGGGAGGGGUGAGUCUGCGCAAGCAUAGUCUGGAAGUCACACACGGGGACUACAGGAGAGAGUCCUUCCACUGCGAGCAUAGCCUACAGAGUCUGCUUGAAAUGGAAGGAGAGAAUGGACCUGCUCCACCUUCUCCCUCCUCCUCUUCCUCCCCUUCUCCACCACUUGGAGGGGAAAUCAUUAGUUUGAAACCUGUUAGAAGGUUGGGAAGGCAGGAAUCACCACUUAGCCGUGACACAAUGUUAGCAGAAACGGAGAAAAACAUUACUGGGUCCAAAACUGACACCAAAACGAUAAAAAGUGAAUCCACCGCUGACCCAAAUAAAACAUUAUCCACCUCUGGGGCUCCACAGAGUUCCGCUGUAAUUCAGACCACAUCUCCAGCGGUAGCCCCGCCCACCAAGCCGAAACAGGGGCUCAAACCUCAAAAUGCAACGACUAGCGAGGCGACUGUUAGCAAAAGCAAACCUUGUGAGAAAGUCUCCACUCCAGGGACAACUAAGUGCCUCCAACCGCAAGAGAGAAAAGCCAAGGAUGCUCACUUCGAAAGUGUCUCUUCAACUAAAGCUUUAGGGAAUGCCGAAGACAAAACCAAACACACGGCAGGUGCCGACAAAAGCGGCUGCCGCAAAGGAUCGACGACAGAAUCAUCCAAACCACGUAAAACCGCAGAGUCUGUUGAGAAAGAAGAUAAAAAAACAGAGGUCACCAGGGUUAAAGGUCCCGCACCUUCAGUUCCUACCCCAGUGCAGGUCCACAGUGUUGUCAGCUCUAAAAUGGAGAGAGCAUCAAAGACCUACCGGGGAGUGAAGGAGGACAAGGCACACCUGGAGGUGUUGGAAGAAAACCCCAUGUCCCCCUCUUCUAACGCAUCUUCACCUCUUUCCAGCAAGCCCCGCGCCAUGUCUCCCGGGGAUCGAGGCAGCUUUGUCACGCAGCUCACAAGCGUCGCCAAAACGGUACUUGGGCCUAUGAAAGGGGGGUCGCAAGACUCUUCCAAGGCCAAAGACAGCUCCAAGUCAAACGAGGACAAACGAGGCAGCGGGAAGGCGGAGGCUUCCAGUGGAUCGGGACGCCGCGGGGCUCAAACAUCUGUCGGUGGUGUUCUGCAGUUGGAUAAAGGAAACACUCGAGGCUCCAAACAUCAUUCGUGAUAAGAGAACAAAAGAAGCUCAACCUCCAAUGCAUUGCCUUUUACUGUAGAAGCACCCAAACAUAUCAUAGAAAUUAACACCUUUUUAUUCAAACGCCUAAAAAGAAAUGAGACGUGGGACACCUUAAAAAAAAAAAAGAUGCAUCAAUUAGGCUUUCAAAAUGUGUACGCACUGUAGCAUAUUAUAUAACCCCGUGGAUGUCUUUGUCAUUGUGUGUUGUCGAUAUAUUUGAAAAAAAAUGCAUGGAAAAUUGAAGAAAUUUUAAAAAGCAGAUAAGAAAAAAAAAAUAAUGAAGACCACAAGGUAGUAAACACUGUGAAAAUUUUUUGCAUCCAUCUCCACAUGCAAACCACAUUCCAUUUGAUUUAGUUUGGUUAAGUUUGGUUAGCAGAGUGCUAAAAUAUAAUCACGCAUUGUAAAAGUAACCGAUAAAAAUAAAGAGUAGCUUACUAGAGCCUGGACCAAAAUACCGAAAUACUUGUCAAAGGACCUGACUGGUGUUCUGAUUGGUUAAAGGGCUGAAUUCCACUGGGAUUAAGAAUGAGAUGAACUUGCACAGGGACACUAUGCAAUGUGCUAAUAAUGCCACUUUAGCUGUCCAGGAUUACCAAGUUUACAUUGUGUCGUCGAGCAGUAGAGGUGGAAAGAAAAAAAAAAGGUAGUUGCAAUAAGCAAGCAAAUUUAUUUUGCUUUCAAAGUGUUCCGUUUUGACGUGCGCAAUUGCUAUUGUAUGUGAAUUGUCCUAUUGAGGACUGAAUGGUCAUAAAUUUAAAAAAUUGAGUUUUUCUACAUAUGCUGAUAGAUUAUACAUUUUAUAUUUCAUAAUUUAUUGUGCAAGAAUGUUGUGCUUUCAUUUUGUUGUUUACAAAAAAAUAUCAGUGUCUGCUAAAUGUACAUGAAAAUGAAUGCAUGGGACAUGUUCUGAACAGUUUUCAUCUGACUACAACACACACAAAACAACAAUGUAUUUUAGUGAUCUGUUUAAUUCAAUAAUUAUCUUAUGCAAGGGUUAAGGAUAAAAACUUAUAAGGGAUAAAAAACUCCGACCGACGUUUUCUCCUCAUAACUGCAACUUCAUAAAGAAAAACAGUCUUCAAUAACGCAUGCAUUGCCACAAUGCAAAAUGUAAAAUUAUUAUUGUGUCUAGUCACAAAAAAAAAAUGUGAAGAAAUUGUGAUGCUAUUGUACAAAGAACAUGUGCACGUUUGAUUUUCAUUAUUUGGCCAUGUAGAUGGAUGCAAUUUGCUGGACGAGUUUGUUGGGAUUUUAGGCAAUUUCUGUAAUUCAAGAGGUACAGGUUGAAUCUAUUUAGAAGUCUUUGUCACGUAAAGUAUAACUUUCCCACUGCGUUAGCGUCGUUUAGCGAAACGGAAGUCCGUCGUAAACAGAGGACUCCCUUUCAAGAUAAAAUCCAAGUGUUUGUUUCUCUACCCUUGUGUCAAGGAAUCAAAAGCUCCUCUUUAAAAUUCCUCGUGUGCAAUUUUAACCACACAGUUCAUAGUUUCAAGAGUGUGUUCACUUUUAAAGAGACGUAUACUUUUUCCUCAUACAUUUCGGGCUUGUGUGGCGUAAAACGCCUUACACUGCCAUCUUGUGGAUGUCUGGUCACAACAGCUGAUGUUGUUGAACAUGUUAUUUAUUUUUCGUUGGUUUAUUUAUUGAUUUUCCAUAUAAGCUUUUAACUUUAUUUCAUGCAACUUGCUAUGUGUGUAGUUGAGAGUGGAACCACUUGUUUUUGCGUUAAACAGUUGCACUUUAUUUUUUGUCAAAUAUUGUCUAGUGUUUACAAUCCAUAUCACAGUUAAGGAAUUUAAUUGUAUUUAUAGAUUUAACUAUACUUUUUUUUUUACUUCCAAAGUCACUGUUAGUCACAUAAGAACAGUAGGGUUGUCAUGAACGUAUCAUUAAUGUAGUCAACAUUCAGUACAAAGAGGACUUGUAUGGCAAGCGAAAAAGAACCUCAGACACAAUUGCUUACUACUGUGCAAACAUUUGGUGGACAAAUACAAGUUGACACGAGUGGACAUUUUUAAAUAAUAAUGGGCAUAACUGUCUUCGCAUUUAAAUAUUAAAUGUACCGUGUCAUUAU
Molecule: messenger RNA, 7145 nt
Organism: Syngnathus typhle (broad-nosed pipefish)
Lineage: Eukaryota; Metazoa; Chordata; Actinopteri; Syngnathiformes; Syngnathidae
Product: microtubule-associated serine/threonine-protein kinase 1-like
Exons: 27
Coding region: 101-5056 (1651 amino acids)
Biological process (GO): peptidyl-serine phosphorylation; intracellular signal transduction
Molecular function (GO): protein serine/threonine kinase activity; ATP binding; protein binding
Source: RefSeq, a predicted model, not a curated record